AUGGAGGACGCCCUCAGGCGGCUCAACCGCAGCCUCGCCGCCGGCGCUGACACCGCCACCCUCCCACCACCCGCCGCCGCCGCCGGCAGGCGCCCUGGCCACGCACCCUCCAAGAGGCCCCUCCUCCGGGACGCCUCCUCCCCCUCCGCCGGCGCCACCCGCUAUCGCGGCGUCCGCCGCCGCCCCUGGGGCCGUUACGCCGCCGAGAUCAGGGACCCCCAGUCCAAGGAGCGCCGUUGGCUCGGCACCUUCGACACCGCCGAGGAGGCCGCCUGCGCCUACGACGCCGCCGCCCGCGCCAUGCGCGGCGCGAAGGCUCGCACCAACUUCGUCUACGCCGCCGAUCCCCCGCCGUUCCCCCGCGCCGGGAAGCCGCCAUCCCAGCCGCCGGUCUGGUGCUCCCGCCACCCUUUCACCCCCAAUUUCGAAAACCCAGUUCCUAAUUUCGCGCCAAAUCCCUCUAAAACCAGCGAACAAAAUCCGCCGGACCUUUUUCCGACCAAUUUCCUCCACUCCGGCCAGAACCCCUUCAUGGGCCCCUCUAAUUUGUCUUCAAUUUUCUCGUCCAAGGCCGUCGUCGGCACGUCUCCCCUGAGCUCUGAAAUUUACAGUCACGAGAAAUCAAAACAGAGCUCAGUUAAUCCCACAGUAGACGAAGCUGAUUGCAUGUCGGGCCUUUUCUGGCCCGAUCAGAGACCCGGGUCGGGUCUUCUGCAUGAAGUGAUAAGUGGGUUUUUCCCUAAUCCCACAUCGGAGGUCAGGGCUGAGCCGCCGCCGCCACCACCUCCGCUGGUGGAUACCAAGAAUCAGGUUUUAGGGUUUUCGUCUGAUUAUUCGGAUGCACGCAAUUUAUCCGGCCCGGAAAAUGAUAUUCGGACUAAUAAUCCUUUGUUUGGGAUUCAAGAUGAGAUUUUCUAUUAUCAGGAGCCCACUAAUCUAUAUGCAGGCUACAUGCAGAUUUGCCUUUUGAGGGCUAUUUUUUGA
Striga asiatica is the source of this 984-nucleotide messenger RNA. The record is from the annotation of a GenBank genome assembly. NCBI's taxonomy places the organism in Eukaryota, Viridiplantae, Streptophyta, Magnoliopsida, Lamiales, Orobanchaceae.